This is a messenger RNA of Phacochoerus africanus (Common warthog), 5053 nucleotides long. It is a transcript of the gene PLA2R1, whose product is annotated as phospholipase A2 receptor 1. Gene Ontology annotation, cellular component: plasma membrane; signaling receptor complex. The record is from RefSeq and is a predicted model, not a curated record. Lineage: Eukaryota; Metazoa; Chordata; Mammalia; Artiodactyla; Suidae. Gene Ontology annotation, molecular function: signaling receptor activity. Bases 382 to 4785 code for a protein of 1467 amino acids. The transcript has 30 exons.
AGAGAAGGCUGGAAGCAGGAGGAGCGUGCACAGAGCAGCCUCACCCCUCCUCUCUCCCCACCCCAAAGGCAGGAAUUUCUGGGAUCGGCAGAUGGUCCACCCCCUCUCCCUCCUCUUGCUCCAAGACAGAGUGGGUAGGGCCGGGAAAAGCUCCGCGACUUUCGGUCUUCCAGCCCAUAACCCCGAGUACCCUCACGCCGUGGCGACUGGGGUGACGGAGGGGGUCUGCCGGGCGUAGGGGCGGUGAGGCCCCCGGGGAGGGGUGGAGCGCGGAAGAGGCUGCAGUCCCGCCUCCCGCUCCGCAGAGCCAGGCGCUCCGGCUGCAGCGCUGACCCCCCUGGCGACCUGACCCCCAGCGUCCGGCGAGCUCAGUGGUUAGUGAUGCCGCUGCCGUCGCUGUUGCCGCUGCCGUCGCUGCUGCUGCCGUUGCUGCUGCUGGGGACACCGCGGGGCUCCGUAGAGGGAACGGCGGUGGCGCUCACACCCGAGCGGCUCCUCGAGUGGCAGGAUAAAGGAAUUUUCAUUAUCCAAAGUGAGAGCCUCGAGAAAUGCAUUCAAGCGGGCAAAUCUACACUGACCCUGGAGAACUGCAAACCACCCAACAAGUACAUGCUAUGGAAAUGGGUUUCAAACCACCGCCUCUAUAACAUUGGAGGCAGCGGCUGCCUGGGCCUGAAUGUGUCUAAUCCGGAGCAGCCCUUGAGCAUCUACGAGUGCGAUUCCACCCUUGUUUCCUUGAAGUGGCGCUGUAACAGGAAGAUGAUCACAGGCCCACUCCAGUACAUGGUCCAGGUGAAGCACGACAACACGCUUGUGGCCUCAUGGAAAUAUCUCCACAGGUGGAUUUCCUACAUGUCAGGUGGUGGAGGCAUUUGUGACUAUCUGCACAAAGAUCUGUAUACAAUCAAAGGGAAUGCCCAUGGGAUGCCUUGCGUGUUUCCCUUCCAGUAUAACCGGCAGUGGCACCAUGAAUGUACCCGGGAAGGGCGGGAAGACAACUUGCUGUGGUGCGCCACCACCAGCCGAUAUGAAAGAGAUGAGAAGUGGGGAUUUUGCCCAGAUCCCACAUCUACAGAGGUAGGCUGUGACGCUGUCUGGGAGAAGGAUCUCAAUUCACACAUUUGCUACCAAUUCAACCUGCUUUCCUCCCUCUCCUGGACCGAAGCACAUUCUUCAUGCCAGAUGCAAGGAGGUGCUUUAUUAAGUAUUGCAGAUGAGACUGAAGAAAAUUUCAUAAGGAAGCACCUGGGUAGUGAAGCAGUGGAAGUGUGGAUAGGUCUGAAUCAGCUGGAUGAAAAUGCUGGCUGGCAGUGGUCUGACAGAACGCCACUCAACUAUCUGAAUUGGAACCCAGAAAUAAAUUUUGAGCCAUUUGUUGAGUAUCACUGUGGAGCAUUUAAUGCAUUUAUGCCAAAUGCCUGGAGAAGUCGGGACUGUGAGUCCACCUUGCCUUAUAUAUGUAAAAAAUAUCUAAACCACACUGAUCCUGAAGUAGUUGAAAAAGAUGCUUGGAAAUAUUAUGCCACCCACUGUGAGCCUGGCUGGAAUCCCCACAAUCGUAAUUGCUAUAAACUUCAGAAAGAGAAAAAGACCUGGAAUGAGGCUUUGCAUUCUUGCCAGUCUGAUAACAGUGCAUUAAUAGACAUAGCUUCGUUAGCAGAAGUGGAGUUUCUUGUAACUCUCCUUGGAGAUGAAAAUGCAUCAGAAACAUGGAUUGGUUUGAGCAGCAAUAAAAUCCCAGUUUCCUUUGAAUGGUCUAAUGGCUCCUCAGUCACCUUUACUAAUUGGCACGCACUUGAGCCCCAAAUUUUUCCAAAUAGAAACCAGCUGUGUGUUUCGGCAGAGCAAUCUGAGGGAGAUUGGAAAGUUAAAAAUUGCGAAGAAACACUUUUUUACGUUUGUAAGAAAGCAGGCCAUGUCCUUUCUGACACUGAAUCAGGCUGUCAAGAGGGAUGGGAGAGACAUGGUAGGUUCUGCUACAAAAUUGACACCGUCCUUCGAAGCUUUGACCACGCCUCCAGUGGCUACUACUGUCCUCCAGCACUUGUAACCAUUACAAAUAGGUUCGAACAGGCUUUUAUUACCAGUUUGAUCAGUAAUGUGGUAAAAACGAAGGACACUUAUUUUUGGAUAGCUCUUCAAGAUCAAAACAAUACAGGAGAAUAUACUUGGAAGACAGCAGGACAGAAGUCAGAGCCAGUGCAAUACACACACUGGAAUGCACGUCAGCCCCGCUACAGUGGUGGCUGUGUUGUCAUGAGAGGAAGGAGUCCCCCUGGUCGCUGGGAAGUGAAGGACUGUAGAUACUUUAAGGCAAUGUCCCUGUGCAAGCAGCCAGUGGAAAAUGGGGAGAAAACUGAGCAAGAAGAGAGAUGGCCCUUUCACCCCUGCUAUUUGGACUGGGAGUCAGAGCCUGGCCUGGCCAGUUGCUUCAAGGUAUUUCAUAGUGAAAAAGUCCUGAUGAAAAGAACAUGGAGAGAAGCCGAAGCAUUCUGUGAAGAAUUUGGAGCUCAUCUUGCAAGCUUUGCCCAUAUCGAGGAAGAGAAUUUUGUGAAUGAGCUUUUAUAUUCAAAAUUUAAUCGGACAGAAGAAAGGCAGUUCUGGAUUGGAUUUAAUAAAAGAAACCCACUCAAUGCUGGCUCUUGGGAGUGGUCUGAUGGAACUCCUGUUGUCUCUUCAUUUUUAGACAAUACUUAUUUUGGAGAAGAUGCAAGAGAUUGUGCUAUUUAUAAGGCAAAUAAAACGUUGCUGCCUUCACACUGUGGUUCCAAACGUGAAUGGAUAUGCAAAAUUCCAAGAGAUGUGAGACCCAAGAUUCCACCCUGGUACCAGUAUGAUGCCCCCUGGCUCUUUUAUCAGGAUGCAGAGUACCUUUUUCAUACCUCUGCCUCAGAAUGGUCCUCUUUUGAGUUUGUCUGUGGCUGGCUGCGCAGUGAUAUUCUCACUAUUCAUUCUGCACAUGAGCAAGAAUUCAUCCACAGCAAAAUAAGAGCGCUAUCAAAAUAUGGUGUAAAUUGGUGGAUUGGACUUCAAGAAGAAAGAACCAAUGAUGAAUUUCGCUGGAGAGAUGGAUCACCAGUAAUAUACCAGAACUGGGACAAAGGAAAAGAAGGAUCUUUGCAUAAUCAAAGCCAGAGAUGUGCCUUCAUUUCAUCCAUAACAGGACUGUGGGCUAGUGAAGAGUGUUCAGUUUCUAUGCCUAGCAUCUGUAAGCGAAAAAAGGUUUGGGUCAUAGAGAAAGAGAACAAUACACCAAAACAGCAUGGAACAUGUCCCAAAGGAUGGCUCUAUUUUAACUAUAAGUGCCUUUUGAUGAAAAUCCCCAAAGUCCCAGGCGACUGGAAAAACUGGACAUCUGCUCAAAAUUUCUGUGUUAAAGAAGGGGGGACACUGGUCGCCAUUGAAAAUGAAGUGGAGCAAGCUUUCAUUACUAUGAAUCUUUUUGGCCAGACCACUAAUGUGUGGAUAGGGUUACAAAAUGGUGAUUAUGAAAAAUGGCUAAAUGGAAGGCCUGUGUCAUAUUCUAAUUGGUCUCCAUUUGAUAUAGUAAAUCUUCCAAGUCAUAACCCCACCAAAGUUCAAAAACACAUUCCUCUCUGUGCCUUGCUAUCGAAUAAUCCUAAUUUUCACUUCACUGGAAAAUGGUAUUUUGAAGACUGUAGAGAAGAAGGUUAUGGAUUUAUUUGUGAAAAAAUGCAGGAUACUUCUGGACACAGUGCAAAUACAUCUGAUAUGUAUCCAAUCCCCAAUACCUUAGAAUACGGAAACAGAACUUACAAAAUAAUUAAUGGGAAUAUGACUUGGUAUACAGCACUAAAAGUCUGCCUGAUGCAUGGAGCAGACCUGGUCAGCAUUACAGACCAGUACCACCAGUCCUUCCUCACUGUUAUGCUCCAUCGGCUAGGACACGCCCACUGGAUUGGACUGUUCACUGAAAACGGUCUUCACUUUGAAUGGUCAGAUGGCACCAAAUCUUCCUUCAGUUUUUGGAAAGAUGAUGAGUCAUCCUUCUUGGGUGACUGUGUUUUCGCAGACACCAGUGGGCGCUGGAGUAGCACAGCCUGCGAGUCAUAUCUGCAAGGAGCCAUCUGUCAAGUGCUCACGGAAACAAGACCCAGAUACCCAGAGUUGUGCUCAGAAACAUCUAUUCCCUGGAUAAAAUUCAGAAGUAAUUGCUACAGUUUUUCUACAGUCCUAGACAGUACGAGUUUUGAGGCUGCUCAUGAAUUUUGCAAAAAGGAAGGAUCUAAUCUUUUAACAAUAAAAGAUGAAGCUGAAAAUUCAUUUCUCCUAGAAGAGCUUUCUGCCUUCACUUCUUCUGUCCAGAUGGUUUGGCUCAAUGCUCAGUUUGAUGGUGACACUACAACCAUAAAGUGGUUUGAUGGAACUCCCACAGACCAGUCAAACUGGGGUAUUCGGAAGCCAGAGAUGGGCCAUGUCAAACCCCAUCUGUGUGUUGCCCUGAGGAUUCCCGAAGGAGUGUGGCAGUUAUCCUCAUGUCAAGACAAAAAGGGAUUUAUAUGUAAAAUGGAAGCAGAUAUUCACACACUAGAGGAGCAUCUAGGAAAAGGACCAAGUCACAGCAUUAUACCUCUUGCAGUAGCACUGACACUGAUGGUAAUUCUGGCAAUUUCCACACUUUCCUUCUGCAUAUACAAGCACAAUAGCAUUAUCUUCAGGAGACUUUCAGAGUUUAGAAAUUCUUAUUAUUCUACAACUAACUUUAGUACAGUAAAUUUAGAAGAAAAUAUUCUCAUUUCUGAUCUUGAGAAGAAUGACCAGUAAUAAUGAAGUGAGAGGAAUGCCCCAACCAUGAGAAUGAGUAAAGAAGAGUACGUUCCUUCAAGGACCAGAUGCCACUGUAAUGUAAAUUGUGUCACCUUCUAAUUAUUCUCAAAGUGAUUAUUGGCUUUGAAUUGUAACCAAAUCAGGUGGGUGUUGAUUUAUUUAUUUCUUCAAACUGUGAUGAUUCUUAAAAAGGAGAAAUUUUACAAUGGUUAUUAUUCAGAAAACAAGAACUAUUAAAAGCAACUCCCAAAGGAAAUCUCUCAAA